AUAACAUAGCAAGUUAGCCUCUUGCUUUGUUAUUAGGACAAAAGCCCCAAACCACAUCUAAAAGGAAUCACUUUAUGCAAACCCCACAAGUAUUCCUUUCCCUCCAUCUUUCACAUAUAUAACCUUCCACCUUCAUCAAUUUCCAACCCAAAUCUUAAACACACACUCAAAAGUCAAAAAUUGAAUUAACAAACUCCAAAAACAUCAUCAUCAUCAAUAAUCAUGUCUUUGAGUCCUCCAAGAGAGAGAACAAACAACCAACGUAGAAACUUUCAACUCUACUAUUGCUUCCAAUGCAACCGUACGGUCCGCGUUGCACCAUAUAACUCCUCUGACUUGAUAUGCCCCCGUUGCUUCGGCCAAUUCAUAUGUGAAAUAAACAUUCCAAGACCAAGACUUGUCGUAGACUUCACCGCACAUGAUCCUUCCCCAGAAGCGCGUUUACUAGAAGCACUUUCCAUCAUGCUUGAUCCACCCAUCCGUCGCUUUAACCCAGAAACCCAAACCCGACGCCCACGUCGUGCCACACAAGAAGUUCCAGUGCGCCGUCGCACAGGAGAUCAUCACCCAAUCCAAACACAAACUGAACCUGAACCCGGGAUCCAACACCGUCCACGUACAUGGGUGAUUCUACAACCUGUGGAUCCUUCUUCCAAUUCCGAUUCAAACACGUUUCAACCGGUGAUUUAUCCAGGUGGACGACAAGGACCAAUUCCACGUGGCGUUGAUUCAAGAGACUAUUUUUUCGGACCGGGUUUUAACGAACUAAUAGACCAAAUAACGGAAAACGACCGGCAAGGUCCACCACCGGUGCCGGAAAGAGGUAUAAACGCAAUUCCAACAGUGAAAAUAGAAAGCAAAAAUCUGAAAGAGAAUUCUCACUGUCCUGUUUGUCAAGAAGAGUUUGAAAUUGGUGGUGAAGCGAGGGAGCUUCCAUGUAAACAUAUAUAUCACUCUGAUUGCAUUGUUCCUUGGCUUAGACUUCACAAUUCUUGUCCAAUUUGUCGUCAAGAGAUUCCUGUUUCUUCUGAUGAUGAUGAAGAUGAGUGUGGUGAUGAAGGUGGUGGUGGUGGAGGUAGGUUACAAAGGUGUUUGAGGUGGACAAGAAUUUCGUCUCUUUGGCCUUUCCAUGGCAGGUAUCGGAGAGUUCAUCCCCAAAGAGACAAUGGUUCUGGUUCUGGUUCUGCUUCAAGAAUAAGGGACUCUAAUCCAAGGCGGCAAUCUUGCUGCAUUCUGUAAUCCGUCCAAAGAUUUACUGCAACUCGAGGCUUAAUGCUGAUUAUGAAUUGCAGCAGACAAGUUACAGGCACGAGUAAGUUACUACAGAUUGAACUUGGAUAUAAUGCAUUUUUUACCAAACAAGAAAGUGUAAAUGUUGCCAAAAUAAGAUAUUAGUUACCAUGUUAUAUCAAUGUGUCUGCUGCAAGUAUUUUUUUUUUUAUAGAAUUGUGACUUUCUUUGCACGUCUCUCUUCCUUUAAAGCGUAGGACA
This is a messenger RNA of Medicago truncatula (barrel medic), 1491 nucleotides long. Its product is annotated as E3 ubiquitin-protein ligase RZF1. The record is from RefSeq and is a predicted model, not a curated record. Gene Ontology annotation, cellular component: cytoplasm. The transcript is spliced from 2 exons. Gene Ontology annotation, biological process: protein ubiquitination. Bases 223 to 1239 code for a protein of 338 amino acids. NCBI's taxonomy places the organism in Eukaryota, Viridiplantae, Streptophyta, Magnoliopsida, Fabales, Fabaceae. Gene Ontology annotation, molecular function: ubiquitin protein ligase activity.